This is a messenger RNA of Aureobasidium melanogenum CBS 110374, 1335 nucleotides long. RefSeq lists its product as uncharacterized. The transcript is spliced from 4 exons. Gene Ontology annotation, molecular function: protein binding. Lineage: Eukaryota; Fungi; Ascomycota; Dothideomycetes; Dothideales; Saccotheciaceae. The record is from RefSeq and is a predicted model, not a curated record. Bases 1 to 1335 code for a protein of 444 amino acids.
AUGCCCGAUACAGAACCCGAGGCUGGUCCAGACAAGGCACCACCUAAUCUUCCCAUCGGCUGGAUUGCCCAAUGGGAUGGAAACUCUCGAAAAUAUUACUUCGUCCAGAUCAGUACCGGAGUGUCGACAUGGGAAGUGCCUACCGAAGCAGCCCCUACUGUGCCCUCUCCAGGAAACACCCCAGCACAGCACCAGAACCCUUUCCCUGUCCCUCAUGAUGCUCAAGGACAAACGACACGUGGCGUAGACGGACAAGAAGGCGAGCGUGGACUUGGAGGCAUGGCCAUGAACAUGCUAUUGAACUCGAACAAGCCCCAGCAACAGCAGCACUCAUCUGGUCUCGGCGGGCUGGCUGCACAGUUCCUCGGCGGAAAUUCACACUCGAACUCAGGUCAAGGUCAGAACCAAAGUCACAACAGUGGUGGUGCCGCAGGAUUGGUUGGUAAACUCGCUGGAAACUUCCUAGGAGGAGGAAACAAACCACACGGACAACAGCAAAACAGCGGCAGUGGUCAAAACAGUGCUAUGGGUGGCCUCGGAGGCUUUCUGGGUGGUCAGCAGUCAAGCGGUAGCCAUAGCAAUGCUGGUGGAAGCAGCCACGGUGGUGCCAUGGGUGCUCUUGGUGGAUUGUUAGGUGGCCACGGAUCCUCGCAAAAUCACCAGCAGGGCUACGGUUAUUCGUCUGGCGGUUCAAAUCAAGGAGGCACAUAUUCUGGACAGGCUCCUCCUUCGUCGUAUAAUCCUUCAGCUUCUCAUCACUCUUCUCCAGCUCCAUACGGUCAGUCUGCUGGCUCGUACGGCGGCCCAAGCGGACAAGCCACUGGCUCGUACGGCACUCCCAACCAUAGCGCUCCUGGACAACAACAUGGGCAAUAUCAGUCGUCGCACAACAGCGGACCACCACCAAGCCAGUAUGGCGGUCAGCCUUCACAUGCUUCUUCAGGUUACCAAUAUGAUCAAUAUAGCCAGCACCAGCACAAUCAAUACGGUGGUGCACCAAAUCACGGCCAACCUCAACACAACUCGCAGUACAGUGCCUACCAACCUGGUCAGAGUAACAGCUACGGGCAGCAGUCCGGCGGCCAACCCGGCCAUGGUGGGCCACCACCAGGACCACCUCAUGGCGGACCUCACGGUGGACCACAUGGUGGACCUCAUGGCGGAGCUGGUUACGGGCAACAAUCUUAUGGUGGGCCACCUCAAGAACAGCUUACGCAGCAUCAGUACAAUCAGUAUGGUGGAGCGCAUGAGCAGUUGGGCCAGCACCAAGCAUCGCAUGGAGGUUACGCAGGACAGAGCAACUAUGGAGGCCCACCCCCUCCAGCAUGGCGAUAA